UUUUAUUUUGAAACAGAUUUGACACGGAACGAGACGUAAACGUCAUUUCAUUGAGUAUUUGAUAUGAUGCUGCAGCCUGAGUUACUUGAACUUUUGGCAUCUAAUACACCAAAACUUCUUGCAGAUAAAAUACCCGUAAUUCAAAACAGGGAUUCCGAAUGGACUGCAUUUCAACAAAAAGGAAUAGGGGACGAACGAGAUUCACCUUUUAGAUUCAGACCUGAACGGAUCCGCGUUGCUAUCGAAGAUGAAUAUUUUGAAGAUGGUGACGUACAUCGACACAUGUAUCUACAGGAUGUCGCAACGGCAUUUGCAGAAGAUUACCAACCUCCGAUCAUCUCUGAAUUCAGAUGUCAUAUUGCUGGAUGCAAACAGUUCUUUGACACACUAGAAGGGUACGAGCAUCACUACAAUGCCUUACAUCGCAAUGUGUGCUCCAGCUGCAAGCGCUCAUUUCCAUCAAACAGACUCCUGGAAAUGCACAUCUUGGAGUGGCAUGACUCUCUUUUCCAGGUCAUGGCAGAGAAGCAGUGCAUGUAUGAGUGCUUGGUUGAGGGUUGUGGACUGAAAUUCAAAACCACGAAAGAGAGGAAAGAUCAUCUUAUUAAAACACACAGCUAUCCUGCAGACUUCAGAUUUGACAAAUCAAAGAAGAUUGGAAGAAUACGAGAAAAAAAGAAUCCAAAACAGAAGGAUGCACAAAUGGAGGUUUGUGAAACAGCAGCUAGUCAACCAGAAAGCUCCGAGUCAAUGGACUUCUCUCUGACCCCAGACACAGAAAGCCUGAAGACUUUAGAAACGGAUCCAAUGAAUACAGUCAGUGCAAAGCCACAAUAUUCCUACAGAGUUCCGUCAUCCAUUUGCUUUGGUCAUGGCUCGCUCAGAGGGUUUAGAGGAAGAAGGAAGAAGUAGGCCAAAGCUUUUAUUAAAGGAAUACAAUAUAUCUUGUGUUCGCAUGUUUGGUAAAAAUAACUGUUUACAGACCAGUAUUUUUGUAAUAAAAGUUUCCUAAAGCAAAA
Misgurnus anguillicaudatus (oriental weatherfish) is the source of this 1019-nucleotide messenger RNA. RefSeq names its product zinc finger protein 511 (gene znf511). NCBI's taxonomy places the organism in Eukaryota, Metazoa, Chordata, Actinopteri, Cypriniformes, Cobitidae. The record is from RefSeq and is a predicted model, not a curated record.